This is a messenger RNA of Magallana angulata, 3764 nucleotides long. RefSeq names its product Krueppel-like factor 9. The record is from RefSeq and is a predicted model, not a curated record. The transcript has 4 exons. Gene Ontology annotation, molecular function: DNA-binding transcription factor activity, RNA polymerase II-specific; RNA polymerase II cis-regulatory region sequence-specific DNA binding. Bases 84 to 1049 code for a protein of 321 amino acids. Lineage: Eukaryota; Metazoa; Mollusca; Bivalvia; Ostreida; Ostreidae. Gene Ontology annotation, biological process: regulation of transcription by RNA polymerase II.
AUUUAUAAAAUUAUGUUAUUAGACAGCACGUGUUCAUAAAAAAAUAUAUAUAUUGUGUGUACAUAUUUGAAUGCGACAUUUUUAUGCAGGAGAUUACGUUUGAAUUUUCGCGGAAUCAGUCAUUGUAUUUCAUUCAUACGUCACUUCCUUGUAUACAACGGGCACGCCCACAGCACGCGGUUCAACCAUUUGAGACCAGGGCGAAACACUUGUGUAAUAUUGUCAGUCGGAAUUCUCACAGAACGAGGUCAAGACAAAGAAAAGCACGUUGUUUGUCAACAGACUCUUGGAUUAUGAUCAUGACUUACCAAGAUCAAUCAGACAUUGACUACGAGACUAGUUUAGCGGCAGAAGGACUCAUGUUGAUGUCAAAUGUUGUUGUCGCUUCAAAUAAGCCAAAUCGAACAGCUGAUGAUGUAAAUAUGGCAGACGUUUCCAACACAGACAAGAAGGAUUCUUUGUUCAAUCUUGCAAGCAUUCUGACUGACUUGGGGAAAUUCAGACGAGAACACAUAGACCAUGAUUAUUUCAGUGGGGAAAUGAAGAGGGUUCAUUUAAGAUCUUUACAAAAUGACGAAAGUUUCAUUGAAAAAUCCACAAAAGACAAGAAACGAAAGCGCGCAAAAGCGACCCCGCCCACUUCGGUAGCUGAAGGAUCUGACGACGAUGACAGCUCUGUGUGUAAUCCAAAGAAGAAGCUUCACCAGUGCUAUUACAAGGGAUGUGCCAAAAUGUACGGCAAAAGCUCACACCUAAAGGCACAUCUGCGUACACAUACAGGAGAGCGUCCAUUCCCUUGUACCUGGUCUGGCUGUGAUAAGAGAUUUGCCAGGUCAGAUGAAUUGGCAAGACACUUACGGACACACACAGGAGAGAAGCGCUUCUGCUGCCCUUACUGUGACAAGCGGUUCAUGCGGAGUGACCACCUAAAUAAGCACGCCCGCCGCCACCCCGAGUUUGACCCCACCGUGCUUCAGAGGUCAAGGUUGAAGAAGAGCAGUUCCAGUCCCCUGCCAGACAACAGUACAGAAACGGACCGAGAGAGAUAAACACCAAUCGGAGGAAGAUGGUUGAAAGAGCGAAAUGAUGUGUAUACAAGCAUGCAUAUGUAGAUUUAUGCUUGCUUAUUAUAUAGAUAUGUAACUGUACUUGAUUUUUUUCAAUCUCUCAUUUAAAGUUUACAUGAGGGUAUGAAUGAUUAAAGUAUACUGAGUAGUAAUGACACACAGAUCAGACAUAUCAUCUAAUCCCUGUGACUGGUCUACAGCGAUGUAUUUUACACUCAUUCUAAAAGCAAGUUUGAUCUCAGUUCUGGUGAAAGAAAUAUGACUGCACAUCAUAGGCAAUGGUUUAAUAAAAUGUGUAUCAGCGAGUACUCAUGCGCACUAAUUUUGUUUUUUUUGUUAAAAAACAACCAAAAAGUCGAGCAUCAUUGCUGGAACAUACGGAUUCUGGUCAAUUGUCCAUUGUCUCCAAAUUUAGUAGUUUUCAAUUUACUUGGAUUUGUGUCAAAGGUAUGUUAGGUAUUUAGUAUAAGUAUUUUUUUACGUAUGAUAUAUGACUGUACCUUUUAGUUUAGUGUUGUGACAUAUUUGGCAAUUGCAAUAGAAGUAAUACGAGUAUUUGAUUGUUUAUUGUGUAUAUGAAUUUUUGAAAUAUCCUGUAUACCCUCUAUGUGUUUGUUUUGUGUGAUAUUUUUAGAAUUUGAGGUCAUUCUGAUGGCCAGUUAUACCCUAUUAGGAAUUCCCUGCUGAUUCUCAGUUUGAAUAAUUUUGUCCAGCUACAUUGCUUUCCUUCCAUGUUACUGGGGAGUGUUCAUUGGCUACUUAAUUUCCUUAAUCUAAACUUUGGUUUGUUUUUAAAACAAUUGUUGUCAGACAUUACAGUGAACAUCUGGUGAAUGUCUUUUAGAGCCCUGUCUUACACACUGAUAAAUUUGCUACAUGGAUAUCCCUAUUUUUGUUUUGAAAUUUUUGUUUUGGCAGAAAUCUUGCCAAGAACGUGUACAAUCUGGUUGUUUGGGAGAGAGAGACUGGGUGCCUCAUCCAUGUUUCUGUGAGUGUGUGUGGUUAUGAGAUCCAGUCUUGUUCAAUGGGUCUGACUGUGUGUUCCAGUGUUUGUAUUUGUGACUGACUGUCUGUGUGUUCCAAUCUUGGUCCAUGGGUCUGACUGUGUGUUCCAAUCUUGGUAUAUGUGUCUGACUGUGUGUUCCAGUUUUGGUCAGUGUGUCUGACCUUGUUCUCCAUCCUGGGUUUAUCUGUCAGACUGUGUUCCAUUUUUUGUCUAUAUCUACGACUGUCUGUGUGUUCCAGUCCUGGUCUGUCUGUCUGACUGUGUGUUCCUAAUUUUGUGUCUAUGAUCCAGUUUUUGUCCAUGUGUCAGGCUGUGAGAUUGAAGAGUUUCUGUCAGUGGUGAUAUGGCAUUGUGUUCAUCUUUGUGUCAUCUAUGUUGUUUGAUUGAUAUUCCAUUGAUGUUAAAAUGAUAUUUAAAUGAAAUGUUGAAUUUUUAUAUGACCUAUGUUUAAUGUGUCACAUAGACUUAUCAUACUUACAGAGAAAUCCAAAUUGCUACAAAUAUUUAUAUCAACUUUAUUAGUGCUUAAACUACUCUUAUGGCAAUUUUGUGAUAUAUUGAAAGAGAUAGAUUCACCUUUGAUGAUAUUAUUACUUUAGUCAAGAUUAUCAUGAUUCAUUGAAAGUGUUCAAUAUUUUGAUGUUAAAAGUUUGAAGUAAAAAAAAAUUUUACCAUCAACAAUCUGUUACAGUUAUAUUAAGGAUUGAAUCGUUUAAGUCAUCACAAACUGUUAGAGUUAUUGUUGGUUCCGGGAUUUUUUGUAUAUACAUGCAUUUAAUAUGAUCGAGUUUGUCAGUUACUUUGAUCUGUGAUUUUUUUUCUCCUUGAUAUCUACAACAUGGAAAGAGUAAUUGUGAUGUUUUAAAAUCUUUCAUUUUCCAGUGUGUGUGGAUUCAUCAUAUCCACGAUGAUAAGAAUCUUGCAAGUAUGGAAUAUAACCAUCUUCAUUUGUACAUACAUAGUAGAUAGAAAUAUAUAUCCACAUUCAGUUUGAGGAACGUCAUUCCAUUUUAUGUAUGUUUGUGUGAUUUUUUUAUGAUAUGGUUGGUGAAAAUAAGCUACGUUGUGAUUGUGUCAUUGUAACCUCUAUGUAACACAUUGUGUGAUUGGUGCUAAAUAUUCCGUAUGCUAUACAUGUACACCAUAUCAAGAUCUGUCCAUUGUUGUAAGUACAUCAGUUUUUGGUGAUUUGUGACAUUUUUAAAAAGUUUUAUAAUCAGAUCUGAUCUAUUUCCCACAGUGUAAGUAACCUAGUAGCGAGUGCCUCUCAGUAUUUGUAUUCACCGAACAGGCCUGCCAUUUUUUAGCAGGUCUGAUGUAGUACGUUGUAUAUAUUUUCAUUAUGAACUUCCAAAGAAAGAUAUAUAAUCUCAAAAACUAAAGGUAGCAUGUAUAUAUACAAGUGAAUUGGGUGCCAAUUGACAAUAAUAUGAUUUUUAGACAAAACGAUAUAGAGAUGGAUACUAUUUUUGAGUUAGGUAAAGAAAGGCUAAAUAUUGACUGUAUAUUUUGUACAAAUGCCUUUUAUUAAGCAAAUAUACAGGGAUUUGAUGUUGCUCCUAUGAUAUAGUUUUAAUCUCAAGUUUUCAAGUUGUAAAUAGUUUUAUUUUUGUUGAUGUUGAACUAUAUAUAUAUUGUAAAACCUGUUCAUGGUAAUCGUGACAAAUAAAAAUACUAUAAUGUCUCAUUCA